Molecule: messenger RNA, 3788 nt
Organism: Vanrija pseudolonga
Lineage: Eukaryota; Fungi; Basidiomycota; Tremellomycetes; Trichosporonales; Trichosporonaceae
Gene: psm1
Product: Structural maintenance of chromosome0s protein 1
Exons: 12
Coding region: 1-3744 (1247 amino acids)
Biological process (GO): sister chromatid cohesion
Cellular component (GO): chromosome; nucleus; cohesin complex
Molecular function (GO): protein binding; ATP binding; ATP hydrolysis activity
Source: RefSeq, a predicted model, not a curated record
AUGCCUCUCAGGCGCCUCGAGUUGUACAACUUCAAGUCGUACCGAGGCAACCAAAAGGUAGACCUCGGCGAUGCCCCAUUCACUUGCAUCAUCGGCCCAAACGGGUCGGGCAAGUCCAACCUGAUGGACGCCAUUUCCUUCGUCCUCGGCAUCAAGUCGGCCCAGCUCCGCAGCACCCAGCUCAAGGACCUCAUAUACCGCGGUCGCAAGGCUGCCGAGGGCGCCAACGAGAUCCUCGGCCUCGAUGUCGAGGUACCCGAGACGCAGGACGAGAGCAUCUCCAACGACGGCCGCAACGCGUGGGUCAUGGCCGUGUACGAGGACGGCAACGGCAAGGAGUGGAGAUUCAAGCGAACCAUUGCCAUGUCGGGCUCGUCGACCUACUACCUCAACGAGAAGGCUGUCACUUGGACCGACUACAACCGGCAGCUUGAGAAGUUCAAUAUUCUGGUGAAGGCCAAGAACUUCCUCGUCUUCCAGGGCGAUGUCGAGGGUGUCGCGAGUCAAGACUCCAAGGCUCUGGCCAAGCUCAUCGACCGGAUUAGCGGUUCGCUCGAGCUUGCACCCGAGUACGAGGCCGCCAAGCUCGCACAGGAGAAGGCGUCCGAGGAGGCCAACGUCAACCAUGCCAAGAAGCGCGGCAUGCUGACCGAGGCCAAGCACUUCAAGGAGCAGACAGCCGAGGUCAAGCACUGGGAGAAGCUACGCGACGAGAAGGACGCGUUAGUACAGCGCAAUCUCCUGUGGCGACUCUACCACAUCACCGAGGAAAUCAACGAUUCGAUUAGCAAGGUUGAGGUGGCUACCGAGGAGCUGCAUGAGCGCAGGAACGCGGUUGAUGACAGCGAUGCCGCGCUCAGGGAGGCGAGGAAGGACCAGGCCAAGGUGCAGCUCAACGUCAAGAAGCGCGAGGCUGCAGUCAAGAAGGCCCAGAAGGCGGUCGAGGAGAAGAAGCCUGACCUUGUCGCCAUUGAGACCCAGAUCGCGCACACGGAGAGGAAAGACGCCAACUCGAAGACUCUGUUUGAGCGUGUCCAGAAAGACCGCCAGCGCCAGGCCGACAGUUUGGCCCAGCUCGAGCAAGGUGCCGCCGAGAUCGCGGCCCGCAUGGAGGAAGCCCGUGAGAAGCAGCGCCAGAAGAGCAAGGCCACUGGCAAGGCCCUUUCCGAAGCAGACCUCGCCGAGUACCGCAACCUGCGCUCUGAUGCAAACGCCAAGGUCGUCCCGGAACGCCAGAAGCUCGAGUCUCUUCGUCGCGAGCAGAAGAGCCUCCGUGACGCCCUUGCCUCAGCCGAGGACAAGGUCCAACAGGCUGAGCGCAAGCGCGGCAAACUUAGCAGCGAGGUGGACAGCCUUGCGGACCGCGAGGAGACUCUCUCAGCCAAGGUCUCCGACCUGAAGGAGGAGCGCAAGAGGAUUAAGACCGAGAUCGACAAGGUUCAGGCGCAUCGCACUCAGAUCAACCUGAGAGAGACCGAGGCCAACGAAAGGCUGCAGGAGGUUCUCAACAAGCUGCUUCAGGCCGGCGCGGACAAACGCGAGUCGGAGCGCGAGAUCAGGUUGAAGGAGACCUUGACCAACCUCAAGCGCAUCUUCCCUGGUGUCCACGGCCGUGUGUUCGACCUCUGCAAGGCCUCGGCACAGAAGUACCAGACUGCUGUGAUGACUGUCCUUGGCCGUAAUCUUGACUCUGUGGUUGUCGAGGAGGAGAAGGUUGCGAUUGAGUGCAUCGAGUACAUGAGGCAGCAGCGAGCUGGCCAGGCCACUUUUAUCCCUCUUGACAGGAUCCAGGUCGCGCCGGUUCCAGAGAAGCUCCGUAACUUUGCCAAGGGCGCCCGUCUCGCCAUCGACUGCAUCGAGGCUGACGCCGCGGUGGAGAAGGCAAUCCGCUAUGCCUGUGGCAGCACGCUGAUCUGCGACACAACUGCCAUUGCCAGGAAUAUCUGCUAUGACAAGAGGCAGGAUGUCAAGGCCGUCACCCUUGACGGCACCGUCAUCCACAAGAGCGGUCAGAUCACCGGUGGUCGGGGCCAAGACACGAGGAAGGCCAAGGAUGAGAAUGUGGACACCCUUAAGCUCCAGAAGGAAAAACACCUUCAGACCCUCAAGCAGUUGAGCCAGGAGAAGCCCAAGGAGAAGGCCGAGGAAAGCCAGAUCCAGGGCCUUGCCCGGCUGCAAGCUGAGCUGUCUCUGGCUGAAGACGACCUAGGCGCCACUCAGCUCCGCCUCAACGGCCUGCGCAAGGAGCUUGCAACAGUCAACGCAGACCUGAAGAAGUUGGAGCCCGACCAGCAGAAGAAGGCAUCUGCCCUGUCCAAGGCUGAGAAGGAGACUGCGAAGCUCGCCAGUGUCAUUGAGAAGGAGGACGACAAGGUGUUCGCCGAGUUCUGCAAGCGCAUCAAGGUGCCCAACAUCCGAGAGUACGAGGAUGUGCAGCUCAAGGUGGCCCGCGAGGAGAACGAGGCUAUUGAGUCGUUCGCUGCUCAGAGCGCUCGUGCUUCUCACCAGAUCGAGUUCGAGAAGAGCCAGCUCAGUAGCACCGACGAGCGACUCGCACACCUGCAGUCGACCGUGGACAAGGCCAAGAAGACGAUAAAGAAGCUUCACAAGGAAAAGGCUGCGGUGGAGGCCGAGAUCGAGCAGCUCCAGGAAGAGAUUGCUACGGAGCAGAGCAAGCUUGAGGAGACGAACGCCGAGCUCGAAGAGGUUGCCAAGCAGGUCGAAGCCGCGCGCGAGCAGGCCCGCAAGCAACAGCGUGCUCUUGACCGUACCCUCAAGGAGAUUGCCGGGUGGAACGACGAGAUUGAGCGGUCCGAUUCGAACCGCCACGCCAUCUACCGUCGCUGCCGUCUCGAGGACAUUGACCUGCCACUAGUGUCAGGAUCGCUUGACAAGGUUCCGCUUGAAGAGGCUGCCCUUGAACAAGAGGAGGACCAUCUCGAGGACACACUUCGACCGGCCCGGACCAACGACUUUGGCAUCGAACCAGACUUUGAUGUACUCGAUGGCGACGACAAGGAAGACGACUCUGAAGAAGUGGGACGCCGGUUUGAGGCCGAGAUUGCCAACAAGAAGGCCGAGUUGGAACGAGUGGUGCCGAACAUGAAGGCCAUGGAGCGACUAUCUGAAGUGCAAAAGAGCCUAGAGGAAGCCGAAGAGGAGGCCGACGAAACACGGCAAAACUCGAAGGCUGCUCGAGACAAGUUCCAGGCCCUCAAGAAGAAGCGUUGCGAGCUGUUCAACAAGGCGUUCAAGCACAUGGCCGGGUGCAUCGACCGAUACUACAAGGACCUCACGAAGAACAGCGUCGUUCCCACGGGUGGUGUGGCAUUCCUCGACCUGGAAGACGUCGACGAGCCAUACCUCGGCGGUGUCAAGUACAGCACCAUGCCUCCAGGGAAGCGCUUCGUCGAGAUUGACCAGCUGUCUGGAGGAGAGAAGACCAUGGCUGCGCUUGCGCUCUUGUUCUCUAUCCACAGUUACCACCCUGCCCCAUUCUUUGUGCUUGACGAGGUGGACGCUGCAUUGGACGCCACAAAUGUCGCCAAGCUUGCACGAUUCGUUCGGGAGCAGGCCGGGGGCAAGAACUCGGACCCCUCCGAUGGACACAAAUCGGUGCAGUUCUUGAUCAUCUCGCUCAAGAGUACCCUGUACGAGCAUGCGGACAGUCUGGUUGGUGUGUACCGUGAGCAGGUGGAGAACUCGUCUCGUACGCUGUCGCUGGACCUUUCCAAGUACGAGUAAAGGGAGUCGAGUGUAGUGCAUGUUGUGACUUUGUAGUCGUGGAG